Molecule: messenger RNA, 3496 nt
Organism: Uranotaenia lowii
Lineage: Eukaryota; Metazoa; Arthropoda; Insecta; Diptera; Culicidae
Gene: Pcif1
Product: mRNA (2'-O-methyladenosine-N(6)-)-methyltransferase
Exons: 5
Coding region: 489-2999 (836 amino acids)
Cellular component (GO): nucleus
Molecular function (GO): mRNA (2'-O-methyladenosine-N6-)-methyltransferase activity; RNA polymerase II C-terminal domain binding
Source: RefSeq, a predicted model, not a curated record
GCAGCAGCAGAAGAAAAUGCAAAUGGCGUACGGUAGUGGAACGUAGUGAUUUUCUGUGCGGGUUCCAGUUUUUGUUGGAAAAUACAUCUACGCGAUGUAUUAGCGCGGAAAUUCGGUACCAAUCGUGAGUUAAAGUGUUCCGUCAUAAGGGAACGGUGGAGUUAGCCCCGUAAGUAGCGCCCCGGUGGCCCAAACUCGUUGGUGGCCGUUUUCUCCAUCGAAUUGUUUUCCGGAGUUUGGCGGUGUCCAAAGUGAAAAAAUCGCCAAACUUGGCGAUAUCAGCGUUUUGGGCGUAGAUUUAGUUUGAUUAACAUUAUUCGAUUGAUUCGUUAGCGAUUAAAGAUACAAGUGCCGGUGGUGAAUUUUACUGAAUACGGAUUAAAUCGCGAUUUGUUUGGUGGAAAAGUUUUCGCGCUCCUCGAAAACUACAGCAGCAAGAAAAAAGCGUCCACUCUCUACGUCGUACUGUUGUCGACGAUCGAUGAACUAUGAAUGAUAUUAGCACAAACAACAAGGACGGGGUUCUAACUGCCCCGUCGGCCUGGGAACAACUGACAAACCCAGCCCUAGCCGAGCAACAUCAACAACAGCUGCAACAGCAACAACAGCAACAGCAACAAAUAGCACUGCAACAGCAAUCGCACUUGCAGCAGCAGCAGCAGCAGCCUCCACAACAGCAACAACAACAACAACCCCCGCAACAACAGCCAACCCCUCAACAACAUGUACUACCCCAACACCAGCAGCAGCAUCCCAUGCACUCGCCUUACCCGCAUCAUCAGCAACACCAACAACUUCCUCAUCCCCAGCAUCAGGUUGCGUCACCUGGCACACCUACCUUGCCCCAUCCGAACAUGACUCCCCACCAUCAUCCGCAGCACAGCGGGCCGCUUCAGGCAACGAGUCCUACCACAACAGCAGCGCCUAUGACGCCAACCAAGACCACCCCUCCGGAUAUGUCGCAUACCCCGCAAACAGCACCUGCUCCCGGGUCACAAACACCGGGACCAAGUUACGGCGAGGAGCUCCAUCCUGAGCUGGUCAACCAAGGUUGGCGGAAGUUUUGGUCUAAACGCGAGGGACGUCCAUACUUUUGGAACAAGAUGUCCGGUGAAUCUCUGUGGGAACCCCCGAUGUUGAACCGCAACAAUCAGCAAUUUGAUCCUUUGACCGAUCCACUGGGCAUAUGCCAUUCGGGUCAGAACAAUGGACCUACAACUCCACACCCACAACAAAAUAAUGCGUUAAAGCGAAGGGCAUCCGAAGAUACUCAGAAUAACCAUCAACAACAGCAGUCAACGGGUGCUCCUCCGCCGCUCAAAAAGUAUGUACUCCCCGGUCCCUGGGAUCUGGAAAUACCUACCAAUGUUGUGAUUUACGACCGCAUUCCAACCUUGUAUCCGCAUCCGUACCCGGAGGUAGAAGCAUUGCGAGGAGUCCUUACUGCGCGACUAUUCAAAACCUACAAAGAUCACCUCACUAAACGAGAGUUCAUAACUCCUCCCGGAUCAUUCAACCGGUGGCUGAUGGAGCGAAAAAUCAUCGAUCAAGGAGUGGAUCCAAUGCUCCCGAGCGUCUGCCAGCCGGAAAUUUCCCAGCAAAUGUACCAGGAAAUUAUACGAGACAUUCCUAUCAAGAUUGUCAGGCCAAAGUUCACCGGUGAUGCUCGAAAGCAAUUAUCCAUAUACUGCAAAGCGGCAACAGAAAUAUUUGAACGGUUUCCGGCAUCGGUCGAAAGCAAAAAGGUGAUAAAAUGGAACGCGGCCGAAACGUACGAAUGGUUGCGAAAAACCGUCGGGGCCAGCUACGAAGAUUUCGAGGAUCGAUUGACACACCUGCGGAGGCAAUGCGAGCCCCACAUAGUGGAAACGGUGCGGAGCAGUGUGGAGCAGCUGUGCGCCAAAAUCUACCACAUCUCGGCGCAACACGUGAAAACCAUACGCGAUCGGCACAGUCAAAUCCUGAAGGAAAGCGGCAUCCAGGAGCUGACGCAACCGUUGCAGCCUCCCCUGCCACGGAAAGUAUGGUGCUAUCCGAUUCAGUUCUCCAUUCCCUCGCCACGGAUGCCGCAGAUCGAGUACAACACCGAUCGGGAUCACAUGAUCAUAAAAUAUACGCACGCAUGCCUCACCGGCCCAGACACGCAUAAGAUCAACAGCUCCCAUCUGCAAAAGUUGGAACAACUGUAUCGCUUCAACUGUUUCGACGACAAGAAGUUCGACUUUUUCAUCGGUCGUGUGUACUGCAUGCUGAAGCGGUACUCCAGCUUCUUGUAUAACGGUAGCCCAACGCCACAGGAACCGGAGCUGACACAGGCGGCCCUGCCGGCAGUUGUGUUCGAAUGUCUGCACCUGCACUUUGGCGUAACCUUUGAGUGUUUCGCCAGUCCGCUGAACUGUUACUUCCGCCAAUAUUGCUCCGCGUUUGGCGAUACCGAUUCGUACUUCGGGUCCCGGGGUUCGUUUUUGGAGUUCAAACCGGUGUCCGGUUCGUUCCAGGUGAAUCCACCCUACUGCGAGGAGCUGAUCGAUGCCACGUUGCAGCACAUCGAUCGAUUGCUGACGGAUUCAACGGAGCCUCUGAGUUUCAUCGUCUUCCUACAAGAGUGGAAAGAACCGGCUCUGCAGUGUCUGUCGAAAAUCGAGGACAGCCACUUCAAGCGCAAACAAGUGGUGGUAAUGGGAAUGGAACACGAAUAUCGUCACGGGUUGCAGCACUGUAUCCCGAAAUCGGAUGUCAACUUCAAGAGCAUCCACGGAACGAUGGUAGUGUGGUUGCAGAACAAUGCCGGCUUCCAACGGUGGGGUCCUACCGAGACGCGAGUUGAUGCCCUGUUGGAAGCCUUCCGACCCGGCCGGGAACGUGAAAGGGACAAGAUAGUACCUGCUAACAAUACCACCCCGGUAGCGGUCAGCAGUCCACCGGACAGUGUCGGCACAGUUAACAACAGCGAUUCCGGGAAUGCAACCCCCAAAACGCCCCAAUCUUCGACGGGUUAAAUCAAAGCAAUUGUUGAACAAAGUUCUAUCGCGCACCUAAUCAUAUUGGAGCAUACAACCAGAAACACAUUUUGCUGUACAUUUUUUUUCUUUCGAAGCAUGUAACAAAUAUCAGGUCAACUGAAGUCAGCUUCAACCGAUUUUAAUCUGCACACUGACACAAAGUAAGCUUAUCGAUAUUAAACACGUUUAAUAGUGAACAUAUAUUACAAGAGGUAGUGAAUUUUAGUUCUUGAACAAACGUUUCUGAAAGUAGCAUCAAGAAGUUUUAGCUCGAUAGCCAAAAAGCGCCAGAACCAGUCAAACUACGGAAGCUUUCAUUUUUUAAAUCAGAACACACUAUGGUAGCAUCUUUAAUAAGCCUAUAACACUAAUCCCAUAACAGUGGAACAGAUUAUGCAUAUAGAAAAGCAUUAGGCUAAACAGUACAGUCCUUUCAAACAGGAGUUAAAAUAUUGAUCAUUGUACUAUUUGUUGUUGAUUCUUUUUAGUCGAGU